AUGUCGAAAUUCACCGAAGACAAGAAACCAUUCACCGAGGAAGAUAAAAGGCGGUUCAACGGUGCCGCUGAGCACGUAGAGAACGUCGACAACAGCAACCCCAAAUCAAAGAAGUUUGUUGACGUCGACGACAAGAUCGUUAUGGCAGAGGGGGAGGAGAAAGUGACCUUAUACAUUGUCUUUGUCUGUGUGACGGCAGCCGUUGCAGGAUUUAUGUUCGGUUCGUACCUUCCCCAUUCAACAGACCCAUCUAACCCUGCGCAGGCUAUGAGACUGGUAUUAUCGGUAGUAUUACAGUCUCUAUUGGUUGGUAAAAAUUUGCACUCAAUGUGCUCACCUUGCCUUCACCGUAUGCUCGAGCUAAUGCAUCUCACAGAGGUAGUCACAGCUAUGACUACGGCAGGUGCAUUCAUUUGCUCCCUCUUCGCUGGUGCUCUGAGUGACAGGAUUGGUCGCAAAUGGGUACUCGUCAUCAGUGAUAUCUGCUACUGUAUUGGUACAGUAGUCUUUGGUGCGUCGUACUCGGUCGCUCAAGCCGCGGUUGGUCGCCUUAUCUUGGGAUUCGGGGUAGGGUUUUCCAGUUGUAUUGGGCCACUUUUCAUUAGUGAGAUUUCCCCGCCUCAACUGCGCGGCACACUCGUCACUAUCAACUCUGUCACAAUCACAUUGGGCCAAGUCAUUGCGUACGGAAUUGGUGCUGGUCUCAUCAACUUCAAUGAUCCGGACAACUGGCGCAUUAUGCUGGUGAUUGGCGCUGCGCCCGCAAUAUACCAGGCCAUUGCUGCUACACAAGAAGAGCUGGCUCUCAAAUACGAUAUUCUCGUCGCCAACGUCGAUGAAAGCGUACAGGUUAAGAGGGAAAACACUGUAUGGCAGCUCUUCAAGUCACUGUUCACUAUACCAAAGAACCUUAGGGCUCUGUCUCUCGCGAUGACUUUACAGGCCCCCACUCUCUUCCAGAUGCUUGGAUUCGAGAACUCGCCUCUAGGUGGCUUGAUUAUUGCUGCUGCUAAUUUCGUCUUUACAAGCUUGGGCAUGUUUUUAGUUGAUAAGACAGGCCGUCGCCCUUUGAUGGUGUAUUUAAGUGCGCCAGGCGUUAUCCUGGGUUGUGUGUGGGCGAUUGUCUCACUUUACUAUCUCACUAAAGACACCGGGUUCCAAUUGGUUGAAGAUCCUGCCGUCACAUACGAUUCUGGUAAGCAAGUCGCUGUAAUUAUUGGCUUUGUCGCCUACGUCGGGGCUUAUGGUAUUGGUUUGGGCCACUUACCGUGGACAAUGAGCGAGCUGUUUCCCUUAGAAACCAGAGGUCUUGGAACUGGUAUUGGCACCGCAACAAACUGGGCGUGCAACUUGAUCAUUUCAGAGUCUUAUCUCUCCAUGCAAAAGGGUAUUACACCUUCGGGAACAUUUGGUUUGUUCGCUGGCUUUGUCUUCUGCGGGUGGAUGUACCUACUUUUUUGCUACCCAGAGACAGCUGGGCUUCACCUAGAAGAUGUACAAUCACUGCUUGCCGAUGGUUUCAAUGUCCGCGAAUCUGUUCGACUACGCAAGAACAAGAGGAAAGCACUCAAGGGUCUCAAAGGAACCACUAUCGUCGAUGAAGAAGCAAAAUAA
Messenger RNA from Wallemia ichthyophaga EXF-994, 1614 nucleotides. Its product is annotated as Myo-inositol transporter 1. The transcript is spliced from 9 exons. Gene Ontology annotation, cellular component: membrane. Gene Ontology annotation, molecular function: myo-inositol:proton symporter activity. The coding region runs from base 1 to 1614 and encodes 537 amino acids. The record is from RefSeq and is a predicted model, not a curated record. NCBI's taxonomy places the organism in Eukaryota, Fungi, Basidiomycota, Wallemiomycetes, Wallemiales, Wallemiaceae. Gene Ontology annotation, biological process: transmembrane transport.